UCCAAUGGUCAAAGGGGCAGUGAACUGGCCCCCUGUGUAAAAAGUUUGGGGACCCCUGCUUUAGGGUAUAGGUCUGCAAGUGGUAUUUAAUAGACCCUUGGAACUGGCAUUUAUGAGUUUCCUCUUUAUAUUUCAAAGGGGGGAGGGUUCUGUGGUCAAAUUUGUUUGGGAGAUAUUGGCAAAAUCUAAUCCAUUUAUUUUUCAGAUGAGAAAACAGAUGAAAGAUAAGGAAAGACCUUGCCCAAAGCCCACCCAGUUAACUAGUUAGUGGCAUAACAAGGACUAGAACUCGGGUCUUCUGGUUCCUGUUCUUUGGGUUAUCCAAUCUUUUUUUGUUUCAAUUUCCUUUGAAAUGUCGUUGUCACUAAACUAGGGGUUCUUACCUUGGGUCUUGUUACUCCCAUGGAAUUUAUGGAUAUAUUUUUGGGAGUGCUUGAACUUGGAAGGGGAAAAAGUUAUACCUUUAUUUUCUAGAACCUCUAACUAAAAUCUGAUGUUUUUUUCUUCAGUUAUAUUCUCAUAUAACUCAUAUGAGAGUCCAUAGGGUUCUCCAGACUGCCAGAAGGAUGCUAGAUGCAAGCAAGGUUAAGAGCCCUGAACUAGAAGUUUCUGUGUUCAAAGUAACUUCAGGUGGUUCUGAGUUGGCUCAGUCAGAGCACAUGAAGAGUAAGGGGCAAGGGGACUGAGAAGGUAGGAUGAGGUCUAGUUAUGAAGAGUGGCGAAUGCCAAACUGAGAAUAACAGGGAACCACUGGAACUUGGUGGGGCAGGGGAAAGGGGAAUAUCAACAGACUUAUGGGCUAGAGAAAUCAGCUUGGUAGAUGAAAAGAGCUGAAGUGUCACAUACACAGCCUGUGGAUGACUCACAUCACUCCCCAGUGGUUGAUGCAGGUUAAAAUCAAAUCGGCAAAUAUUUAACAAAAUCAAUAAAACCCCCAGUAAAUUAUAAAAAUGUUAAUAUAUGUUUUUUAAUGUAUGGUUUCAUGGGCCCCAUUUCUAUUUGAGUUUGAAACCUCUGGAGUAGAGGAAAAAUUGGAGUUUAGAGAGAUUCGAGGCAGUGAGACCAGUUAGACUGUUGAAGUAAUCCAGGCAACAGGUGAUGAAGGCUUUAACCAGGCUUGUGGUUGUAUGAGUAGAGAAGGCUGUGACAAUAGAAACAAGAUUUUCAGUGGAUUGAAUAUGUGAAGAGAGAGAAAGUGAGGCUGACAUAAAGGUUGUAGCCUGGGUGGCUGGGAAGAUGAUGGUGUAACAGUGAUAGGGAAGUUUGGAAGGGGUGGGAUUUAGAGGAAAAGAUAAUGAAUUCUGUUUUGGAUAUGUUGCAUUCUAAGAUGCCUAAAGAAUACUGGAUUUGGAAUCUGAUGACAUUGGUUUGAAUCUUGCCCCUGUUCCUUCCUAUUUAUUCCUUGACCAUUUAACCUCUCAUAGUCUCAGUCUUCUCCUCUAUAAGUGAGAGUAUUAAACUAAUAAUCCCUCAGGACCUUCUAUUUCUAAAUUCUACUGUCCUGUGAGCCAGCUUUCUUAUAUAUUAUUACUGAACCUGUUUCUGAUAAAGCUAGUGAUAUGAAAUUGGGUUUUUCUACAGAGAAUCUCGAGAAAAGGUAAUUGAGCCAGCUGGCAACUCUUCUGGGCUCUUUGCAGUUCUCUAUAGACUCUCAGGUGGCAUACCUCUCACUAUUGGAAGAGGCUGGAAGAGGGCAGUGUUCUCUUUGGGUAGGAUCUGUAUAUUUAGAUCUAAAAAGGACCUUGGAGAUCAUUUCUCAAAUUUUUUUCAUUUUACAGGUGAGAAAGCAGACCAAAAGAAGUUAAGGUCACACAAGUGGACCAGUCCAUCAUGCCUGAAGUCAAAGACCUCUCAGAAGCCUUGCCCGAAAUGCCAAUGGAUCCCAUUACAGGAGUUGGAGUGGUUGCUUCUCGGAACCGGGCACCUACAGGCUAUGACGUAGUUGCACAGACAGCAGAUGGUGUGGACGCUGACCUCUGGAAAGACGGCUUAUUUAAAUCCAAGGUUACCAGAUACCUGUGUUUCACAAGAUCAUUUUCUAAAGAAAAUAGUCAUUUAGGGAAUGUUCUGGUGGAUAUGAAGCUCAUCGAUAUAAAAGACACACUACCUGUAGGCUUCAUUCCAAUUCAGGAGACUAUGGAUACACAGGAAGUUGCUUUCAGAAAGAAGAGACUCUGUAUUAAAUUUAUCCCUCGAGAUUCAACUGAAGCAGCAAUCUGUGACAUCAGAAUCAUGGGCCGGACAAAGCAGGCACCUCCUCAGUAUACCUUUAUAGGGGAACUGAACAAUAUGGGAAUCUGGUAUCGAAUGGGCAGAGUCCCGAGAAAUCAUGAAUCACCUCAACCCACAACUCCUUCCCCAUCGGCAGCUUCAACACCAGCCCCUAACCUUCCAAGGCAUAUCUCCUUAACACUUCCUGCUACCUUCAGAGGCAGGAACAGCACUCGAACUGACUAUGAGUACCAGCAUUCAAAUUUGUAUGCCAUAUCAGAAGACAACAACAUGCACUCAGCAAUGGAUGGAGUGCCUUUUAUGAUUUCAGAGAAGUUUUCUUGUGUUCCAGAAAGUAUGCAGCCCAUUGAUCUCUUGGGGAUCACUAUCAAAUCUCUGGCAGAAAUAGAAAAAGAGUACGACUACAGCUUCCGGACAGAACAGAGUGCUGCUGCCAGACUCCCGCCCAGUCCCACUAGAUGUCAGCAGAUACCACAGUCCUGAGGACCAGGAGGCAAGAAGGGGCAGGAGCCAGUGGAAAGAAGAGCUGCCCAGCACACAGACACACAGACAGACACACAGACGGUCAGACACACGCACGCACACAUGCAAGCACACACACGCAUGCAAGCACACACACACACACACACACACACACACACACACACACACACACACACAGAUACUACUACUGAAAAGGGAAGGCAGCCCCAUCCCAAAGCUGAGGAGUGUUCCUGGAGACAUUUCUCCAAACCUUUCUUUGGACUUCAGAGGACCCUUCUUUUAAAAACAAAACAACAACAAAAAAUACCACCCUUCCUUCCUCACACACUUUAGCAUUGGGAGGGGGAGUAGUGGGGGCAAAAUUGGUUAUAUGUGAUGAUUUCUGGAAUUUUUAAUUGUGAAAUUAUUUUUCAUCUGCUGAUCUAAUGCCUCCCCACCCCUACCCCAAAGCCAUUCUGGGAUUUUUUUUUUCUUGACCAUUUGCCAUAGUGAUCAAUGGCCCCUUUAAAACAAAAAAAAAAAGAGGGGGGAAGUCUGUGUAAUACAAUAUAACUUGCCCCCCAGGAGAUCCCUCUGGAGUCCAAUAGUCCCAUGGUUACACUGAUCAUACACUGAAGGCAUCCUUUGCACCCCUUGACUGAUGGCUGGUGACUGUGGUUUUAACUAGUGUUGGCUCUGGAAUAUUCUACAGGGUGUGCUUAACCUGAGAGCAUACCACUAAGAAAUUUAAUUGUCCUCAGUUGACUUUUUCAAGGAGUUGGUUCAGCUUGCAUAAGCACCUCUGGUGCUUGCUGGCCCAUUGUCCCAGGUCCUUCGGUGGCCUAGUAGGAAAAGUCACUUUGGCUAUAAUCAAGCUCAUGCCCAAGGAAGCAUCUCCUUCCACCAGGGUGAAACUAAGAUGCUGGACUGGGUCGCUUUAGGAGCAUGCAUCCAGAAUUGAUCUCUGAGGCUUCCCAUUGGACAUUUCUUUGGAAACAUCAGUUAUCCCAGAUGCCUAGACUGGACUUGUUCAUUACUUGGGAAAGGACAACUUCCAUCCGCUAGCGAAGGUGGAUGAUAUUCUAGAGAAGAGCACAACUAUGGUCCUGGAGUUGUUGGGCUGCAGGUUACACCUGGAGCCAUUUGCCCAUUUCUUGCCCACCCCGUCCCUAGUACCUCACUGAGCACAUGGGAGCCUUUGUCCACUCUCAACUCAACUCACCUGGUCGGAUCCUGAAAUGGAAUGAGGAAAAUAGCCCAUUUCCCUCCCACCCCUUCAGCCAAGCACCUUCCUGGAGGCCUCUUGUCCAGAGUAUACACCCACAGCCUGCCCCCAAGGAGUGGGGCCUCAGCAUGGGGAUUCUUGAUCUCUCACUUGCUUCCAAAGCCAGGUGCAUGUCUGGAUGACGCUUCAUAAUGUGAUAAGUCAUUUAGAACACUCGAUUUGACCUGUGCUGCUUUUCCAAGUCGCAGCUGGUAUCAAAAAGCUGUGGCCAUGAACUGGAACUUCCCACUGAAUAUGUUUUUUGAGUGGAAGUUUGGGCUUUUUUUGAUAGCCCUAGUGGUCUCAUCCCAUUAAAUAUGUGUUUUCCCUAGUAAUUGAUGUUGCCGUAGCUCCUGGCUUGCUCUGAUGCACAAACUUGUUUUGCACAGCUGUGUCUGUAUUUGUUUGCUGUGGAGUGUCGUCCUUUUGUUUUGUUUUUGUUUUUCCCCCUAGUUCACAAGAAUGUGAUAUUUUUACAACUUGGGUGUCACCAGAUACUGGAACUUUCUGAGGAAGGCGCUUGUUGGGAGUCCUGGAGUAUGUAUGUAUGUAUGUAUGUAUGUAUAUUUACUUACAUAUAUAUACAUAUAUGUGUAUAUAUAUAAAGAGAGAGCGACCACGUAUGUCAUGUAUGGUAUAGCAGAGUGUUUUGGAAAGAGGAAAGAGAUGAUGUCAGGAGAUCCCUGCUCUGUGCAACCUUAAAUCAAGCAUUUCCCCUUUCUGGGCCUAUAUUUCUCCACUCUUAAAAUGAAUGGAUAGUCUAAAUCCCUAAAUUCCCUUCUAGAUUUAAUCCUGUGAUCUGGGCAAAUGUUCCCUAGCAUUUUGUAGAGACAAAUAAGUCACCAGAAGAAUAGAACAGCUUUCCCAAAAGGAUAUAAGUUAACAUCAUCAUCAAACCCUGGAUCAGGGCUGGAGAAUGAAAUUAAUUCCAUUUUAUCCUGCGUGGCUUGGAUGUGAUGGUGCAGCUAUGACAGGGGCCAAAAUUGAGCAACACUGUUAAGACCUGUGCCAGCUGUAGGAUGCCACUGCCAGCUGGGAGAUGGUUCAGGUAGCUGGUGCUUUUAAAAAUACCUCAUGUUCAUACUGUCAGCACCUAACCUCUUCUGCUGUCACCAAGGCAAACCCAGGGAGGCCCGUAGUCUCUCCCCCUCCUUUAGGUUCCCCUUCCAAACACAUUUGUGUUGCCCUCUGAAGGUUCAGAUUUGCCAUCUGUAAUGUGAGGAAGUUAGACUAGAUAACCUAAAGGCCCAUUCAGCCCCUUAACACUAUGAAUCAAGGAAGUUUGAUGCCCAGAGAGGGAAAGGGAUUGUCUAUGUUCCCACAGGCACUAAGUGGCAGAUUCAAAAUUCAAACUCAGAUCCUCUGAUUUCAAAUCCAGUGUUAUUUCUACCAUAUUAUCUUUCCUCACUGUACCAUGAAGGCAUCUUUUUGUAUUUAUUUUAAUCUGUUUGAGAAAAGAAGAGAGAGAGAGGGGAAGGAAGGAAGGAAGGAAGGAAGGAAGGAAGGAAGGAAGGAAGGAAGGAAGGAAGGAAGGAAGGAAGGAAGGAAGGAAGGAAGAAAGAAAGAAAGAAAGAAAGAAAGAAAGAAAGAAAGAAAGAAAGAAAGAAAGAAAGAAAGAAAGAAAGAAAGAAAGAAAGAAAAGAGGGAGAGGCUAUAUAAACCUUCUAGAGUCUUAUCACCCCUGAGUGACAUUUGGAUUGAUGGAUCAUGAGACAGCCCUCCCUCCCCAACUCCCUCCCCAGCUAAUUCUUUUGGAUUGUGGAUCAUCCUAAUUCCUCAUUUUUGUUUUACCCCCUAACUCAGAACCUACCAAAUAUUAGGAAACCAGUAGAUGAUAACCAAGAGCCAGAGAGCUCGGUAUAGCAUGAAUAGCAUUAGAGUCAAGCCUAUUGAGUUUCAUUUUCCUCAUAAGACUAUUUGCUGCCUCCCUCGAUGUGUGUCAGCCUUUAUUUUCUCACUCCUUUCUCUAGGCCUGUGAUUUGUCUCAGGACAUGUCUGGACUGGCCUCCAGUUUGUCAUCUUCACCUUCAAGUUUUCUUUUUCCAAACAAAAUUUUCUAGCACCUGUUGACUUAGAAUCCUAGACUCGUGUACUUUUAGUGCUAGAAGGGGCAGCAGAGUGGCUCGGCUAGCCCAGCCCCCUUAAAAUCAUAGAACCUCAGAUCUGAAAGGGAUCACGAGGUCAUCUAGUCCAGGUCCCUUCCCGAAGGAGGAGUCCCUUCUACAGCAUGCCUACUACGCAGAGGGGUCAUAGAGGAUUAUCUUAAAGACCUUGACUUGAAAACCUUGCUAUUUCCCUGAUAGCAGCCACGUGGUUACUCUUCACAUUCAUGGCAAACUGACAAAAACCUCUCAGGAAGCCCUUGGCCUUUCCAAGACUUGUCAUGUUAAAUUUUUGGAGAAAGGUGCAACUCAAGAAACUUGGAAAUCUUCAGAUGCCUAGCCUGCUUUUUUAUCUAAAGGGAUCCAGAAGCUCUUAAAGGAGAUUCCUGCUGAUUUCUGACAGCAGUGUUCUUGGAGGAACAACUAGCCGUGAGAGAACAAAAGGGCUGUGCCAUUUGGGGGGAAGGGGAUGAAGAGAAUAAAAUGAGGUCAUUGUAAAAUGAGGAAAAUUAGAUGAGCCUUGUAGGCAGCAUAAAUCAAUUCAGUCCAAAAAGCAUUUUCUUAGUACCUAAAGUGGAUGUACCAUUGUAUGUACUAGGCACAAAAGUGGGAAAAUAUCCCUUCCCUCUGAGCACUUACAUUCUAAUUGGAAGAAAGGCUUCUGGGCUGAGAGUCAAGAGAUAUGGGUUUGAAUCACGGGGCGGCCUCAUAGGUGACUAUGGGCAAGUCACUUCCUCUCUUUGGCCCUCAGUUUCCCAAUCUUUAAAAUAAGAGGGUUGGACCCUCUCGUCUUUAAGAUCUCCUCUGCCAACUCUGAGCCCUAUGAUUCUGCAGACCUAAGAGAAUUCGUGAGGAUGGCCACUGGAAGCAAAAGCUUCCCCUUGAGACUGAAUCAUUUCAGCCACACUGAUUGGCACUGGAUGGGCUUUGCAUGGGCCAGAUAGUAUGGCCUCCCAUAGGAUCCUGUGGAACCCUGGGCAAGGAGACGUAUCCCCUGGAAAAGAUGAGCAUGGUGUAGUAAAAGGAAUGGGUGCUCAGAGUCCUGAGGACCAGGGUUCAAAUCCUCCCUCCUUAACUAGUUGAUUCCCUUACCCUUGAGCUGGCCUCAGCUUUCUCUUCCACAGAAAGAUAGGGGUUGGACCUGAUAAUCUCACUUUCCUUCCUGCUCUAAAUCCUAUUUGGCUUUUCUCCUGGCUCACUGUUCUCAGGCCCCUGAGCCUCUUACCUCAAAGAAAGCUUUUAGAGAUCAGGGACCACUUGACCACUGAAGACACCUUCAGACAGCUCCCUUCCUGACCUUCCCAGGCCAAACAACAGCCUCCAGGGAGUCCGGGUGACAUGUUGUCCAUCCAUGUUUUCAGUAUUUAGUACGGGCCAGAGCGUUCAAGAUGGCGAACUUGAAUUAACCUGUGUGUUAGCAGUAGUGACAUUUGAGACUAACAGUAAGGAAGUAGCUUCUGUAGCACGUUGACUGUGAAAUUUGUUUAAAAAAAGACAAAGCCAGGUUUAGGAUAUUUAUCGAUGCCUGUAGGUAGGACAUUGGUGUGGGUGUGUUUUAGAGCGUGUGUCUAUGUGUGUGUGCGUGAUAAGUUCUUUAGACUAUCCCUGACCCCGUCCUCUCUUUCCCCCCUUGGCGUAGGAGAGAGGGUGGGGAGGACAGACGAGCCAGUGCUCAGCGGGCCAUUGCGAGUAUUGACAUCCCCGGUGUCACGUCGCCUAGAUUCUCUGUACAGCAUUGAUCUGGAGUUCUUGCCCUGGACCACUCUGGAUUUGUGGUGAAGAUGAUGAUGGCGGGAUCUGGAAUAGAGACGCUUGCAAGGCAGAAGAUGUCUCGUAUCUACAUAGGAUCGUGGGAUUUGUAACUAGAAGGGAAUUUAGAGAUCAUCUCCUUCCACACCAUCAUUUCGUAGAGGAGACUGAGGCUUCUUGAUGUGCCUGUCAUGACCAAAUUUUUAAAAAAUGUAUUCACUUAGGGAGCAACGCCUUAGUGACCUCCCUCCUCCCCUUACACCGAAGGUUGGCUUUAUGAAUGAUGGACCCAGACAGAUCUUUCCAGCAUGGCUGCCAGAGCUUGCUGCUUCUCUAGCAAAGCCUUGCACAGUGUCCACACCUCAAAGAAAGUAGAGAACUGGAAAUUGUCCUGAAGGUGUAAAGGGUCCCUUGUCUUGGGUCUCUCUGGGCUCUACAGGUACCCAUUUCCAUUCCUUUCCCAGUCUCUCACCUCAUCCCAGCAUUCAUCAUCCCUUGGCACAACAUGGCAACUACAUGCUCCUUUACUACAUUAUUAUCUUCAGCACCUUCUUUCCUCCUCUUUUCCAUUAAGUUCUUCAGAGUGGUCAGGCUUUCUGUUAAGCCUAGGAAUAGGAGAAUUGGGAUGCUUUGUCCCCACUGCUUCCCCUCCCCUGCUCAGUUGCAAAAUAUCCCUAAAACCGCAAUUAGGAGAAUUGGCGAUACACAGUGGAAAGAACACUGGACCUGAAGUCAGAAUGCCUUCGUUUUUCUGGCUCUGCUGCUAAUUCCCUGGGUGACCCUGCCAAUCGUUGCUCUUUGGUCCUCCCUUCCUUUGUCCAUAAAACAAGAUGCGUUAUGGAGUGGAGAGGGAGCAAGGUAUGGAGACAAGAGAUUUGGGGUUGAAUCCCAGCACUGCUGCUGUAUAGUAUAGACAGGUUACUCCCCUCCUUGGAGGCAGAGGUUCAUUUUCCUCUUGUUUAAAGUAAAAGAGUUAGGCUGGGUUCCUUCAAACCCCAUAAUCCUAUGACUAGAUGAUCUCUAAAAUCCCUGCUAGCACUUGUAUCCUAUGUUUGGGAGAUGAGAGAAGAUGGUUCAACUCACUCUUUCACAAGAUGGCUGCCCUAGGCUUCCAUUGGAUCACCCCGGUGCUAAUUGUUCAUCUAGGUGGUGUGCAAUUCCUGGACCCAAAGCUCUCAAAGAUGACACCAAAUGGCCACAACUGGGCCAUUACAUAGAAUCCAUUAGCCUGCAGGGCAAAUCUCCCUGAAAGUUUAUGUUCCUCAAUUCUGGUGACUUGAAAAGCCAAUCACGGGACAACAAAUUCACCCUAUUCAGCUUCUUACUCUCAAUCUUACAUGGUAAAAGAGAAACAUCAAAGUGGAAGAUUGUAUCAUCUCACUCAACCUUGAGGAAAGAAGCCCUUUAUGAAGUAGCCAAGCAGGGUCAAGAUGCUGUGCACUUGUUUGGCUAUCAGAAUUGGACUAACUGUGCAUUGAUCUUAUGUUAUUACCUUUUGUAUUUAUUUUAGGUGACUCCUGUAUUUUAUAAAGGGAAGUUUCACUGUGUGAUUAUUAAUCUGUAUUCUUAAUAUAAUUUGUUAAAUAAAAGUUUGUUUUAACCAUUUCUCACUAA
Messenger RNA from Monodelphis domestica (gray short-tailed opossum), 9423 nucleotides. It is a transcript of the gene MVB12B, whose product is annotated as multivesicular body subunit 12B. Gene Ontology annotation, cellular component: ESCRT I complex; late endosome. Gene Ontology annotation, biological process: virus maturation; regulation of epidermal growth factor receptor signaling pathway; viral budding. Lineage: Eukaryota; Metazoa; Chordata; Mammalia; Didelphimorphia; Didelphidae. The record is from RefSeq and is a predicted model, not a curated record.